UCCCAAAUCAGAUAAAAUCCAAACUAGGACAAUAGGAGAGAGAAAAGAAAAAACAGAGGAAAAAGAUGGAUAGGGUGUUCUCUUCCAUGGAAGAAAUCUCUGACCAUCUCUGGUCUUCUUCUGGAAAAAAUGAAGAUGAAGAUGAAGAUGAGCUUUCCAAAAUGAACAGAAGCACUUCAGAGUGGUCCUUCCAGCGUUUUCUCCAACAACAACAAGGCUCUGUUUCACCUUCAUCUUCCUCACAACAACAACAACAAGAAGCUCAGAAUAAUGAAGUUGAAGAGAUCAAGGUCAAUGCAACAAGUAUGGCCUUCCCAAAUGGGCCAAAUCAUAGUAACACUAGCAGCAGUGCAGCUUCGUUUAAGCCUCCUAAUGUUCCUGUGGAUUCUGAGGAGUAUCAGGCUUUCCUUAAAACCAAGCUCGAUCUGGCUUGUGCUGCUGUGGCUUUGUCUCGCGUGAAGGGAUCUUUAGUGAAAGCUCAAGAUUCUUCUUUAGCUGAUAGUGGGCAACAGGCUUCCGAUGAUUUGCAACUGGGAUCUCAAGCCUCUUCUCAAGGAGCUGGGAAUGAUUUAUGCAGGUCAUAUGAUAAGAAUACUAAUGCACCAUUUGGAAUUCCUGCAUUGCCUACAAUACGAAAUAGAUCUGCGGUUCCAAUAAGGCAAGCAACAAGUGGAUCAUCCAGAGAACUCUCAGAUGAUGAGGAAGUUGAAGGAGAAACUGCAAUGACAGAAAAUAUGGACCCUACUGAUGUGAAACGUGUGAGGAGAAUGCUCUCUAAUAGAGAAUCAGCUAGACGCUCAAGAAGAAGAAAACAGGCCCAUCUGACUGAGCUCGAGACACAGGCGGCUCAAUUAAGAGUUGAGAACUCCUCUCUAUUGAAGCGUCUAACUGAUAUGAACCAGAAGUACAAUGAAGCAGCCGUUGACAACAGAGUUUUGAAAGCUGAUAUGGAAACAUUGAGAGCAAAGGUAAAGAUGGCGGAGGAGACAGUGAAAAGACUAACCGGAUCAAACCCCUUGUUUCAUACUACGUCAGAUGUGUCCUCAAUCAGUAUGGCACCUUUUGACGGAAGCCCUUCAGAAACAUCAACAGAUGCCGCUGUUCCUGUGCAAGAUGACCCAAACCAUCACUAUUUCCAACCUUCAUCUAAUAACUCUAUGCCAACUCAUGAUUUUAGAGGCAACAAUGGUUUGGCAGACAAUACCCCUUCAGUUGAAAAUGCACAGCAGACUUCUGCAGCAACAUCAACAGAAGUGGCGGGGAACAAGAUGGGACAAACACCUUCCUUACAGAGAGUUGAUAGCUUAGAGCGUCUCCAGAAGCGGAUCCGCGGUGGAGAGCAGUAGUUUACAAGCUCAAUGACUAUCUAAGCAUGAGGAAGGAUUUAUUGAAUGAUGCUGAACAGCAGUUGUAUUGCAACUUUGGAGCUUAGUUAUGUAAAACUUGCUAUUGUUUAUCCCAACUACACUGAAUUAAUCUGAUCCAUACUUUCACCACCUACG
Fragaria vesca subsp. vesca is the source of this 1502-nucleotide messenger RNA. Its product is annotated as light-inducible protein CPRF2-like. The transcript has 6 exons. Gene Ontology annotation, biological process: regulation of DNA-templated transcription. The record is from RefSeq and is a predicted model, not a curated record. Gene Ontology annotation, molecular function: DNA-binding transcription factor activity. NCBI's taxonomy places the organism in Eukaryota, Viridiplantae, Streptophyta, Magnoliopsida, Rosales, Rosaceae. The coding region runs from base 66 to 1346 and encodes 426 amino acids.